Molecule: messenger RNA, 3654 nt
Organism: Meira miltonrushii
Lineage: Eukaryota; Fungi; Basidiomycota; Exobasidiomycetes; Exobasidiales; Brachybasidiaceae
Product: RdRP-domain-containing protein
Exons: 1
Coding region: 145-3627 (1160 amino acids)
Biological process (GO): siRNA processing
Cellular component (GO): nuclear RNA-directed RNA polymerase complex
Molecular function (GO): RNA-directed RNA polymerase activity
Source: RefSeq, a predicted model, not a curated record
CAGGCUCCAUAUUCAUUGUUGCAACACGCACUUCCCAUCAGAAUGACUGCAACAAAAAAUGGUUUGUACACCUCUUGUCACAUCACUCUCUUCGACCACCAUCUCUAAAAACGCUUUCAAGUGAGUAGCCCAAAAUAUUGAAACAUGACGGAGUAUCGUAGGCAAGAAACUGCGCACCGGUGGGAGAAUGGUUCGAGAUUUGCGCAAAGAAGUGAUUUUUGGAAAGAAGGUCUUUCCAUUUCUACCCUGUUAGACAUAACCAGCGUAGAAUGCGGAGGAUUCGAUGAUCAAGAUCGUUUUUGUCAAGGAUGGAAAAAGGAUGCCAAAACUCCGGCUUCGGUUGUUUCUUUCGAUUUGAAUGAUCUCAUGUUAUACAUUCGUAUCGAUCAUGACGUCAUUCAAGCGGAUAUCGUACAAAUCGCAAACAUCUUCAGUAAUUAUGAUAAAACAAGAUUGUACAUCACUUUCAAAUAUUCUCCAGUCUUUCUUCGUGAUGCAAUUCCAGAAGAUUUCUCCAAACCCAAUGAUUGGCUCGAGGGAGAAUCCUUUGAUCUCUCUCAUUCAUAUGGUCGUUAUCUUCGUGUUGGUGCUUUUGAUGAUGUUCAUAAGCAAUGCGCUCAAUAUGGCACGGUGUAUCGAUUAUGCAUUUCCGAUCCACCUCAAAUGGAUGCUUUCUUUCGAGGAACGUGCGACAGGCUUGAAUUGAGUUGUUCUCUAAAGGAAAAAGAAGAUGGCCCUUUGGAUGCGUUCAAUAUGGAUGAAUUCAUGUGGACGUUAAGCCAAAUGAGUAUCGAAGUUGGAUUUCAAGCGCAAGCUUUGGUCGUACCCAACGGUUUGCUUCCUAAAGAUAUCAUCGAACUUUCACAGGAAAUCCAAAACAUUGAAUCACGGCUAGGCGUAGGAACAGGAAGUCAAGCAAUCCGUCACUUACGCAACUGCGAAAUCAAUAGAGGUCCUUUUAGUCGAUUUCAAGGUCUUAAAACGGUUUCCUUGUUCGAAAUGAAGUCGUGCUUGCAAGGAUAUACAGGUGAAGAGACAGAGAUGAUCAUGUUUAAAAAGCAAGGUCAACCUCCGAUCCAUUCAGCGUUUCUGACACCUUCUUAUGGAAUUCGACUAGAGGGUCCAAAUCACGAUCAAGGUAACCGAAUUUUGAGACAAUAUCCUGGCUAUGAGAAGCACUUUUUACGCAUUCGCUUCAUCGAAGAGGAUGGCGCUGAUUUGAGCAUUCGUAGAGAAUAUGGUGUUGAUAGUCAACUGAUGUUGAAAGAACGUUACGGGAAUGCUCUGAAACGUGAAGGUAUUCUUGUAGCAGGAAGACGAUUUCAUUUCUUGGCUUACAGCAAUAGCGGAUUACGUGAGCUCACCUCAUGGUUCGUUUGCAACUUUACGAAUCAAAGUGGGGAAGUGAUGACCGCGGAAAAGAUUCGUGAAUCAAUCGGAGAUUUAAGUGGUAUCAGCAACCCAGCUCGAUUUGCCGCUCGUAUGGGUCAAGCGUUUACCACCUCCAUGAUUUCUGUUGAGCUCAAACGAUCUUGGAUUCGUGUCGAGCCAGAUCUUGCAACACAAGAUGGAAAAUAUGAGUUCAGUGAUGGCAUUGGUAUGAUCUCGCCUGCAGUCGGUCAACUCGUUCUUGAAGCUAUUGAACAGUUCAAAGGUCCAAUCCGCCCUAUUCAAGCAUUUCAAAUUCGAUUGGCUGGAGCGAAAGGAAUGGUGGUUGUCAACCCUACCUUGGAUGGUCACGCGGUCAUUCUACGCAAGAGUAUGGUCAAGUUUCCGCUGCCAGAUGUUGAAGUCGUUAUGAUGGAAGUGCCAAACUACUAUUCCAUCCCUUUCACAAUGUAUCUCAACCGACAAUUCAUUAAUUUGCUCGCAACACUGGGAGUACCUGCAGAAACAUUUUUGGAAUUUCAAAAUGACGCCAUUGAUGCCUUACAAAAAGCUUCUUUGGAUCCGAUUGAAGCCUCAGCGUUACACAAAAGCAGCAGUUUGGGAAGAGCUGCAAAUUUCAAGCCAUUAAUCACCAUGUUGAACGAUUGCGGUAUAAAUGCAGUUCGACAAGUUGACUUUUUGCGAGAUGUGAACAAUAGCUUUAUCGAUUAUGCUCUUCGAAAGAUCAAAUAUCAUGCUCGUAUUCCUGUUCCUCUUUGCCAUACACUUGUUGGUGGUUUGGAUGAAUUUGGAGUCCUGCUUCCCAAUCAAAUCAUUGCUUGUAUAUUUGAACAAGAAGCAGAAGAACCAAGAUAUUUGGAAGGGCCUUGUCUAGUCGGACGUAAUCCAAUGUUGGCACCGGGUGAUGUACAGUCGGCUUUUGCCGUUAGACCACCGAAAGAUCAUCCUCUUUCAACUAUUCACAACGUCGUCCUCUUUUCUCAAAAAGGGAAAAGACCCCUUGUGAGCAUGCUUGCUGGUGGAGAUUUGGAUGGAGAUAUUUAUUUCAUCGUUCAACAUCCAAAACUUCUCAAGAUAAAAAUUCAAUGCGAACCGGCCGAUUAUCAAAAGAGCGAAUUGCUUCAAUUUCAGAACAAGUGUACGAUCGAUGAUGUUGCCGACUUCUUCUUAGAUUAUAUUCGUUUGCACAGUGUUGGACCGACGGCUACACGACACUUACAACUGUCCGAUCAAAGAGUUCAUGGUGCUUUGGAUGCUGAUUGCAUACGAUUAGCACAAAUGCAUUCUAUCGCAGUGGAUUUUUGCAAAACAGGAGUAACCAAUCAAUUUGGUGAAAUGCCAGUUUGUAGUCGUCAAAGACCGGAUUUUAUGCAAAGAGAGAGUGAUAUCGAAUCAAUUCGUGCAAAUUCAAGAAUCAAAACUUCUCAACCUUCACGUUCGAAGCCACAAUUCGAAUAUUACCAAAGCAACAAAGCGUUGGGACUACUCUUCCGUGCAAUUGACGUAUAUACGCAUACCAAACGAUUUGCAGAAGAAGCAGAUUUGAUCAUCAAAGACGAAGAAAAGAAACUUGGUGAUAAAAAUGCUUCUUGGACAGAGAAGUUGUGGGAUCAUUUAUCCCGUCAAGAAAGGGCACAUGGUUGGGUGAACUUUAUCGAUCAGAUGAAACCAAAAGCAAGUCGCUAUUACCAUCUUUUGACAGCGAUUGCAAAAGAUCAUUGUGUAGGUGAAAAGAUGGAUGAAUUGAGUGAAGAAGAAGUCUUUAUGGGCCAUAUCUUCGCCAGACCUUCAAGUGGUGCACGCUUGAAGCCGUACGAUGCUUCCACCGCUUUGCAAGAUGAUUUUGAAAACCUUUGCAAACAGAUGCGACUAGACAUUUUGAUCAAAAAAGAAGUUCGAAAACACGACCAAGAGCUGUUUCGAGCGAUAUGGCGAUGGAUCAAUAACGAAUUGGAAAUCAAAGCAAGCACUAAAGAUGUUGAAGCACAAUUGGACAAAGCACUUGGCGAAAAAGCAAAAGACGUGCAAAAGAGAAACCAACUUUUGAACAAUUGGUCUCAAGAACUUCAUUAUGCUAUCCAGCAAGGCUGCGCUUUCAUCGACGUCACCUUAGCAAAGCCUGAGUACGGGAGAAGCGCUCCUUGGAUCAUCGUUCCUGCAGUCUUGAAAGCUCAUCAGUGCAUAGACUGCAUCGAAAAUGUUUGGCUAUACAAAUCACAAUAUCCAUCAAACAAGUGAACAAAUUUCCAUAUAAAUACAAACUCA